AUCAAGUUCAAGCGUUGGCCGCCUCCUGCAGCAUGACGUCCCGAACCAAGGCAGGCGGGGAGCGGAACGGCGCCAGCAAGGACCACUGCCUGGCCUCCGUCAUCACCAGGGCCGUCACCAGCAACUCACACUGGCCAGACAAGGAUGAGUUUUUGGACGUGAUCUACUGGGGGCGGCAGGUGCUGGGAGUAGCGCUGGGCCUCGUGUGGGGCUUCAUCCCACUCAAGGGCUUCGUCGGCUUAUUCUUAUUUUGUGUGAUUAACGCGGCUCUCGUCUACUUCUACGCUUCAAGUUUUCAGGGGAUCGACGAGGAGGAGUUUGGGGGUAUGUGGGAAUUGACGAAAGAAGGAUUUGUCACCUCGUUCGCUGGCUUUCUGGUCAUGUGGAUCAUCCUAUAUUCAGGUUUACAUUAUGACUGACACUAAGUAUAUACUUUUACACACAACAGUAUUCCUUCUCUAUCCUGUUCCACAUUUCUAUUGUACUUCAUUAAGUGAAUAGAUUAGCUGUCCUUCUCAAGUGAUAUACAUGGUCCAACAAAUCAUAGAAGUAACGAUUGAUUUCAUAAUUGUCCGAAUCUACGUGUACUGUAAAUAAAAUUUUAAAAGAUGUGAAGCGUGACGUUGCGUACUAAAGAAGCUAGGUUGUCUGUUGACCAACAUUUCUACUUUGUGUCAAUCAUUUCAUGUGCCUUUGUUAAGUUCUGCAUCCAUGAAGACUUCCCAGUGAAGGAGAAUAAAGUGUAGACAGCCACUUGA
Messenger RNA from Eriocheir sinensis (Chinese mitten crab), 758 nucleotides. Its product is annotated as respirasome Complex Assembly Factor 1-like. Lineage: Eukaryota; Metazoa; Arthropoda; Malacostraca; Decapoda; Varunidae. Gene Ontology annotation, biological process: mitochondrial respirasome assembly. The transcript is spliced from 4 exons. The record is from RefSeq and is a predicted model, not a curated record. Bases 33 to 419 code for a protein of 128 amino acids.